Microplitis demolitor is the source of this 7672-nucleotide messenger RNA. RefSeq lists its product as uncharacterized. Gene Ontology annotation, biological process: protein phosphorylation. NCBI's taxonomy places the organism in Eukaryota, Metazoa, Arthropoda, Insecta, Hymenoptera, Braconidae. Gene Ontology annotation, molecular function: protein kinase activity; ATP binding. The transcript has 8 exons. The record is from RefSeq and is a predicted model, not a curated record. The coding region runs from base 462 to 5426 and encodes 1654 amino acids.
AGAGGGAGAGGUGAAGCUGGUUAGGUCAGCCGUUUUCUAAGGUGUUCACUGGUUCUGCUGUUAUUGUCGUAUAUUAUUUUUAUUUGAGUAUUUAAAUCAAUGAUCUGCAGUACUAAUUGAAAAAAACAUAUGUCUAUUUAAAAAUUUAUAACUAUUUAUUUGCUGUCCAUUUAUUUAGUGGUGUAACUAAACAAACUGUAUAUUAUCGUGAUAAAUAACACAAUGAUAGGCGGACAGAAUGCCUGAGAUACCGUCCAAGUCGUUGAUUCGUGCCGAAAAAGGUGUGAGUUUUGAGUCAAAGUGUAGCAUAUCGUUUACUCUUAAUAUAAAUAUCAAGGGUUUGUCGAGUUAAAUUUAAAAUUUAUUUGAAUUUAUUAACCGACCCCGGGAAACUAAAUUCCUGAUAACAGGGAAUGAGGAUACCCGGGGAAACGUAGUCCUAAUUUAUUAAAAAUGGAAAGAUGCAUUGGAUAACGCCGCUCGGAAUGAGUAAUUUAUUGUGGAUAUGUUGGUUCUAUCAAACACUUCCUGAAGUUUUUACUUUUCCAGUCAGUCCAUCAAAUAUUACAGAUUCAACGGGAUCAAAAUUAUGGUCACCGCAGCUUCAUUACAUCCUGGGUUCAAUUGCACUCGUGGCAAUGGUAUCAGCUUUUCUUGGAUGUCUUUGCUGUCGACGUGAACGUCGUGCCAAAGGAUUUCAGGAUACUAAAGGAAAUAAACAAGAGGAAUUCAAAGAUGGAAGUACUGCAGGAAGUGAAACAAUUAUUGAACGUGGGCUGGAGUUAGAAGUAUCUCGAUCUAAUAACUCGACAAAUCAAUUUCAAUUUGAGCCUUUGACUGUCGAACGUUUUGUCCCAGAAACUAAAAACGUAGGCAAACCAUCAAAGCCACCGUCACCUUCACUUAUAAACGACAGUCUCGAUAAAGAUGAAAAUUUAUCACCAUGCCAAGAAUGGUUUUCACCAGGUCUGCAUGUCCCACGUGAACGUCUUAAAUAUCUCCGUGAAAUAGGUCGGGGUUGGUUUGGAAAAGUCGUAGAAGGUACACAAGAUUUAGAUCCCGGAGGAAUAUUACCGAAAAAUGAUGGCGUUGUUGUGAGAAUUCUUACUGAAGAAGCGUCCACUAGUGAACGCGCAUGGUUUCUAGGUGAAGCUUUACCGUAUCUGAAACUGCGUCACCAAAGUCUUUUAAAAUUACUCGGUGUUUGUUUGGAAACUGAUCCUUAUUUGUUGCUUUUUGAAUCCUGUUCCGGAGGUGACUUAAAGACUUUUUUAAAAUCUCACUCUCACUCAAAUGAGACAUUAAUUAAAACUAACGUGCCUAUAAAAAUGGCCAUAGACAUUGCAGUUGCUCUAGAUCAUAUGCAUCGUCAUGGUUUUGCUCAUACAGAUCUUUCAGCAAGAAAUUGUCUUGUCGCAUCUGAUUUAUCAGCAAAACUGGGAGAUUAUGGUAUUGGUGUUGAAAAAUAUCCAGGGGAUUAUUAUGUUGUUGGAGACCGAGCACUUCCAAUAAGAUGGUCAGCACCUGAAAGUUUAGUUUGCACUGAUACUACUAUCGAAACACGUGCGAUAACUCCACUCGCUAAUUUAUGGAGUUUUGCGAUUCUUCUUUGGGAAAUCGGUAGCUGGGGAGACAGGCCUUACGAUGAUCUUGGUGAUGAUCAAGUCAUUGAAAUGAUACUUUCUUGUAGAUUUUAUGAUCACCUUCCGUUUAAAAAUCUUAAAGACUCUCCAGAUAGUCUUUUAGAAGCUAUAAAAUCUUGUUGGAAAUUAGAACCUAAAGAACGAUCGAGUCUUAAUGAAGUUAUUGAAAUAUUGAAAGGAAAAAAUUUUGACUUUGAUCAACGAUGGGAGACACUUAAGCCUAAUUCAAAAGAACCAAUGAGGAGUCUCAGUUUAAAAGAACUUCGACAGAGUACGGAUUCAGAUUUGUGGCAAGCUGAUGAAAAAAUAUUUAGUACACCUCAAGCGAGUUUUAAACUCGGACCUGGCGAGCCAAUCAGAAAUGCUCCGUUAGCAAAAACGGAUACUACUGAAUCUGGGUCUGAAACUGAAGAAGAAAGUUGGAGAGGUAGAGUCGAACGCGGUGCUUACACUGAAAAAGUGAGACAGAAAUCUAAAUCUGUUGCAGACUUGAUGGUACUCGUUCAUAUCGACUCUGAUUCUGAAGCCGAGUGGUCUCUAGGUCCUCAAGUUAUUGAGAAGCCAAGAAAAAAAUUAGCAUCUGGAAGUGUGGGAGACUUGAGAACUACUGCUCUGGCAGAUGAAUUUGAUGAGGCUUUGAAAAAACUUCGUAACCCAAACUCUAAUAAAAUUUUUAAAGAAUUACCAGAUAAAAUACAGGAGUCUUUUGAAGAAAAUAAAAGAACACUAGAGAGUACAUCGACGCCAAAAAAUAAUUCUACAUCUUCUAAUAAUUUCGUUGACGUUGAGCUUUGGAAAAAUGCACUAGAAUUUGACUUGGAACGUAAAGUUUCAGGAUUUGAUCUUGAGUCAAUUGAUUUUGAGAAAUUAAUCGGUGAUAAGUGUGAAUCAAGGUCAGUUUCUGAUGCACUUGAAAGUUCAACGUCUGCUCCAAAUACUCCGCAGUCACGUGGUGAAGAUUUAUCUGUUGACAACGAGGACUUUUCAAACAGUGAAGAAGUUGAAACAGAAAGACGCAGACUUCCGGAUGCUGAUGAAGAAGAAGAUCGGAAACAUUUAUCGACCCCAGAUGAUGAACGAAGUUCAGACAGUGGUUUCAGAGAUAAAGAAUCUUGUGAAGAAGAAGAAAAUCCGAUACCUUGUAGUCUUUCUCAUUCGGCUUUAAAUUCUUACGGUGCUUUAUUCAAUACUCCACUUUCAGCGUCGACGGAAGAAGAACAGCUUAAAGUUUUAUUAGAGCUUGACAACAUUCUUGAUGCUGAAGAUUGUAAAAGUUUAGGAGAACAAGAUAUUUCUCUGUCACCCAGUAAAAUAAAUUUUAAUAUUUUAGAAGAAGACUCGAUUAUCUCAGCUUUGAAAUCACAACUCGAUUCUCCUGUUAGAGAUUCUGGUCUAGAAUUUAUUAAUAAAGAACUUUUAGAUAAAUUAGAGCUUAAAAUAAAUGAAAAAAAUAUUGAUACGGAAAAGAAAAUUGAAGAAACUUCGGAUGAAAAAAUUGUAAAUAAAUUAGAUAUCGAAGUUGAUAAAGUUACAACUUUAGUAGAUGAUAAAAAUAACGAAACUCUAGACUUGAAGCCAAUUAAUGAACAAGCUGUCGAUGAAUUACAUGCAGAAGUUAUGAAGGAAGUGAACAGUUCGAUACAAGAAGUCAAGGAACCUUCAGAUGCAGAAUUAAUAGAGGAAAAUGUUGAUAAACUAAUUGCGGAAGUUGAGAAAAAUUUAAUUUCCAUAGAAAAAAAAUUUGAAGAGCCAUUGGUUAAAAAUCAUCACUCAGAUAAAUCGAAUACUGAGACAUUUAGCGAAUCACAGGAACCUGAAAAUGAUAAUGAUGACGAAGACAGUUCGACCGUGAGUCUUCGUAGUGAUAAUUCUUAUGUAUCUUUUAAUCUUGAUGAAGAAUUCGUUGCUGCAAUAAGAAAUGAACUUCAAGAAAAACUUCCGCGUGCUCAGAUGUCGAUCGUCGAGUCACAAGAGCUUAGAGAUGAUGAAGUAUCAGCAGUUAAUACUUCGGAGGGUGAGAAAAAAUGGGAUUAUGAAGAUGAGUCGAGUGAAAACGAUAGUAAUAUUGAUAUUGCUAUAAGAUAUAACAUAUAUGGUACUCCUUUAAGUCCGAUCCUUGAAGAACGUGAAAGCAAUGCAACUUCCGAAUCACUUGGUGACACAUCAGUGGCUUCAAAAUUGUCUGGAUUUUCAGAAGACGUUUUAGUAGUCGACACGAAAACAAACCGAGUUUUGCUGGUAGAAGGAAAUUUUGAUAGACAAGAUGACGACCGAGACAACACUUCUAAUGGUGACAUCACAGAUGACGAAAGUGCAGAUUGUGACUCAAAUAAUUUAAGAAGUAAUUUACUGGAUAUUCACAAUAAAGUAAGUGGCGCACCGAUGCCUAGUCCUGAAGAAGAGUCAAAAUGGCAAGCACAGUUUCCUAUUCAACUGCAAGACGAUCUUAUGUCAACGAGUUUUAGUACUGAGCAUGACUGGGAUAGUCAGGAUGAUGAUGACAAAGCUGGUGAAGAUGCUACGGAAGAAGAUGAUGAUGACAGCUCGAGUUCUGGUGAAUUUGUAUGGAAGCGCUACGACGAUAUACCUGAUAACGAAGACCAGCAGCAAUCUAAACAUGUAGAUACCGAGGGGAAAAUUGAAGAAGAAGCUGAAGAUGAAGAUGAGGAUGAAGAAGAAUUUACACCUUCAGCCUGGGAUGCAACUCUGGCUCCCCAUAGAUCGGCAUUGAGAUCACCGGAAAAAACUCUCAAAGCAGGAGACCAAAAGAAAAACGUGUGGUUUAAAAAACAACGUUAUCACUGUGUCUACGAGUAUCCAAAGGAGACAUUAGUCCCUGAGUGCCAAGGCCAAGCUACAACAACUUGGGAACCGACUUCUUAUGCCGACUGGGAAGAGAUGUUGGAAGAACCUAAAAUUGAUGUUUAUCCAAUUAAUUAUGAAUCUAAUCACGAUGACGAAGAAUUUUUCGUCAGUAGUGGAAAUAGACCUUUUCAAUUUCAAGUAGGCGAUGGAAAGUACGUGAGUCAAUUUUUUCCCGGAGCUACUGAGUCAUCGAAUGAAAAUGAGUCAGAAGGAACAAAUACAUUUGAAAAAAUAAAACAAGAUUUAAAAGUCGAUACAGUUGAUGGCAAUCAAUGUCAGCAACAGCAACAAAUGCAAUUGGGUGAACUGCGACAUACGAGAGACAGAUUAAAACUCAAUUUACCAAUUAAAAAUAAUUCAGAAAGCGGAAGUAAUGUAAUUAUUAAUGAAAUUGAGGCGGAUAAAAUUGAACAGGACAGUCGAAUUAACGAUGAAAGUGAUAGUAAAACUGAGAAGACUGAAACCAGUACGGAAUCUUCCAUUUCUAAAGAUGAUCAAUCAAUUAUUUCUGUUAUUAGAUCUCCGAUAGGGUCGUCCCUUGAAAACUUAAGCCGUGAAGAUAUUAAAAGCUCGGGUAAUGGAGAAAGCGACGGUGAAAUUAGUGAACUUGAAAUUUCUUUUUCUUACAAAGAAGACGCACCAGUAAAAUCAUCACGUAGACCACUCGUUUUUUCUACCGAUAGUUUUGAUAGUAAAUCUAAUGAUGGUACUGAAAAGCAAGAUGAUCCGUUGGAUUUCGUUCAUAAGGAACCGGAAGCUACAGAGGAACAGGAAAAAAAAUUAUUGCUAACGGAGACGAAGGAAGAAAUUUUUUUAAAAGACGAAAGUAAAUUAAAACCGUCGGAAAAUGACCAUGUGAUAGAGAAAAAUGAAACGGAUGUUGAAAAAUUCAAUAAGUCCGUCCGCGAACCAACUUAAGCUUUAGAUCGAUUUUUUUUUAUAAAUAAGGUCCACAAAAAAAAUUUAAUAGUUUAAAAAUGAAAAAAAAAGCAAUGAAUAAAUAACUUAAGUAGAAGAGUGAGAAAGUCUCAAUGAAAAGACGAGUUUUCUCGAUAGAGAGCUCAAUUGGCUAAAGUCCGUCCUAAUAAUGAGAUAGUUUUCAAAAAUUAUAUUUUUUAUUUUAUUUUAUUUUAUUUUUUUUUUUUUGUAAAUAAUUGAAUAGUGAAAAUACGAUCGCAAUAAUUAUUUUAAAAUUUACUUCUUAAUUGUUUUGACAUCGUGUCUCACUUUACAUGGGCGUAAAAUUAAUUUAAAAAAAAAUAUCUAUUUGUUCUUCGUUAGAUUAUUGUAAAUAUUUAUUAAUUUAUUGUAGAUGCAUCGAAAAUUGUGCCUAUACAAUUUAUUAUUUCAAUGUUUUAAUUACAAUUGAAAAAAAGUGUCUUUAAUUAUUUUGAGCUAAAGAAAAAAACUAUUCAAUAUUUUUUUUGUACACUUGGCAUUAAACAGCUCUCUAUUAUCAGAAGUAUUAUUUUUAAAAAAUGCAAAACGAACAAAUAAGAAAUGAAUGAAAGAGAAAGUUAACCAAAAUGUCAUGGAAAAAAAUCGCGAAAAAAAACCAUCAGUUAUGGCCAUUCUCGGACAGUGCCCCCAUUUAAAAAAAAAAAUCAAUGACGAUUGUAAUGACGGUAUUUAAAUUUUGAUAAUUAAUUUAAAAAAAGUUAAAGCAUUAAUUGUAAAAAGGGCAACGCAGUUAAAAUUUCGCUGAGACAGAUUUAAAAAAAAAAUUAUUUGCAGUUAAUAUCAAUUAGGAGCUAAAUGAAAUUGGGAAAACGAAUUUCAGUAAAAUCAUGUCUUAUAAUUUUGAAUGUCAAAUUUUUUAGGAUAAAAUUUAUUAACUAAAUUUCGUGUAACUCCUAAUUGAUGACAACUGUGAGUGAUUUUUUUAAAAAUCUGUCGCCGAAAUUUGGCUUUUUUCAAUUAAGGGGAAAAGGGUCUGAGAUACAAAAAGAAAGAGCAUAAUUUUGUGAUUUUUUUUUCAGAGUACCUUCUUUAUUACAAUUUUAAAAAUUUGUGACAUUGUUAAGCAUCACUCUAAAAAUAUUCUGCUAAAUUUUCAUAAAAAAAUAUUGAAAAAUAAGCCAGUGGUAGUGGGGAGAGACGAGUCACUUAAAAAAAGUUUCCAUGCCGUAGACAGGAUAACUUAUGAAUGCCUUAUCUAAAAUCAAAAAACCAAAAAAAUUUCUUUAGUGCAUAAAUUUAUCUUGAAUUUGAAGGACGGAAUAAACAAAAUAUUCAUUUUUAAAUUUUUGGUAAAGGUGCAAUCAAAAAACUAUGAUUUUUGCCAUAAAUUGCUCCUUUUGUUUAAUUAAAAAAUAAGUAGUUAUUGAAAAAAAAAAUCCUUCGUUCAAAUCUCCGAUAAAUUUAUGUACUAAAGAAAUUUUUUUGGUUUUUUGAUUUCAAAUGAGGCAGUCAUUAAUUAUCCUGCCUACGGCAUGGAGACUUUUUUUUAAGUGACUCGUCUCUCCCCACUACCACUGGCUCAUUUUUAAAUAUUUUUUUAUGAAAAUUUAGCAGAAUAUUUUUAGAGUGAUGCUUAACAGUGUCACAAAUUUUAAAAAUUGUAAUAAAGAAGGUACUCUGAAAAAAAAAAUCACAAAAAUAUAUUCUUUUUUUUGUAUCUCAAACUCUUUUAUGAUUUAAUUUUUUUGCAAUUAAUUAAUAAAAUUUUAAUACUGUCAUAACAGUUCGUUAUUGAAAAUUUUUAAAAAACGGAGGCAUUGUCUGAGAAUUUCCUUAUAUGAUAGAGUCGAUUAUCACUCACAAGAAUUAACCCUGUGAUAAUGAAAUAAAAUAUUUUUUGUUUUAUUUAUUUAAAAUAAAACGGCGAUAAAAAUUAUUAGAUAAAAGCACUAAAUAAUAAAUUAAUUAAAUUAAUUAAAUUGUAGUAUAAUUACUUUGCACGUUUAAAAAAAUAUGUUAAAUUAAUAUUUUUUAUUGAUAUUUGUACAUUAAAACUUGAUCUUUUUAAUUGACUUUGAUGUAAAAAACAUAUUUAUAUCAGUGGAUUAUUUUUAUUAAAUAUUUUGUGUUUUAAAAAUAGAAAAUUACGUUAAAAAAAAACAGUGCAAUUAAAGACAAUCGUCUAAAAUCAUUAGAGAACAAAUUUUUUUACUUCCUUACUAAUGUUAUAGAAAAUAAUGAAAUAAAAUAACAAAAAAAAAAAA